Neoarius graeffei (lesser salmon catfish) is the source of this 1155-nucleotide messenger RNA. RefSeq names its product LTO1 maturation factor of ABCE1 (gene lto1). Lineage: Eukaryota; Metazoa; Chordata; Actinopteri; Siluriformes; Ariidae. The coding region runs from base 208 to 579 and encodes 123 amino acids. The record is from RefSeq and is a predicted model, not a curated record. The transcript has 6 exons.
CGACAUUUUUGUUUUAUUAAAAUGGCAGGUCUUUCGCAUAACGCUACAGACGAUUUAUUCGACUCAAUUAUAAUGGCAGACGACAGGUCCCCAUUCACUGCUGGGUGGACAGGGAGUGAGCCCCAGAUCCCCGUCUAGCCGAGGCUCGAACCAGGGACCGUUCGCUUAGCGGUCAAAUGCUCUAACCACUUGGCCACCUGCGCUCCAAUGGGGUUCCAUAUAGAUGGAUAUUGUGAAGGAUUUGAGGAAGGAACACAACAGGGAUUGAUUGAAGGCAGAAACCAUGGCAUGCUGCACGGUGCCAAACUCUCAGCUGAGGUUUCUUUUUAUCAUGGCUUUGCACUCACAUGGAAGUGUCUCCUACAAAACACUGAAGAUGUUAAAGCAAGGAAACGACUGAAAGCUGUUGAGUCUUUGGAUGCAAUGAUCCAGAAGUUUCCAUAUGAAGACCCACAGUAUGAGAACCUUCAGGAACACAUGGAAAGAGUGAGGGCCAAGUUUAGACAGGUGUGUUCUUUGCUCAGCGUGGCUGCAGAUUUCCGUGAGUAUGUGUCUGGAUCAGAAGGAAUGUCAUUCUGAAAGACUACAGAAGCGACCCCUGGUCUGAGGCGUCCUACUGCGGUGUGGAUCACGAGACAUCUUCGACUCAUCGAAGCGAGACAUGGUGCAGCUGUAGUGUAUAUGCAGAGUCAAGGCUUGUGAAGUGAACACUAGGACUGUUUUUUAUAGUAAAUUAAUGCUGUGGUGUUAAAGGUCAGCGCUUCUAUCAUGACCUCAUGGUAAAUGCCAGGAAAUGAGUCAGAAGAUGAUUCUUAGGAUCUUGAGUGAGGCCUUUUGAGAAGGUGGGUAUGUGCUGAUCUGUGAUCAGUUACUGGUUGACUUUGGCUUUCUGCUUGAAUUUUCGUGUGUGAGAGAGAGAGAACACCAUCUGGUGGUGAAGUUGGAGAAAACAGAGCCACCAUCAGACCUGCUUAUGUUAAUCGAUGCACAUCUCCAUCUGCUGGACCGACUCAGAACCAGAUGAUUAACGUUUUUCCCUUUUCAUCUUGCUUACUGAAUCAACACCUGUUAUACAGCAUUUCAGCUAUAUUUGCUUCAGAACUUUAAUAUUUUUGGAACUUAUUUUUUAACAGAAUACACAGAAAUGCUUGUGAA